This is a messenger RNA of Sycon ciliatum, 478 nucleotides long. RefSeq lists its product as uncharacterized. The coding region runs from base 38 to 478 and encodes 146 amino acids. The record is from RefSeq and is a predicted model, not a curated record. NCBI's taxonomy places the organism in Eukaryota, Metazoa, Porifera, Calcarea, Leucosolenida, Sycettidae. The transcript has 4 exons.
CAGUCCUUUUGGCGACAUCGCACGUCACAGUUUUAGAAUGGCCGGAAAGUGGACUCCUGCAAGACAUCCACUUACAGUUGCACUGAUUCUCCUGAAUAUUCUGCAGCUUUCACGUGGUCAGGUUUAUGUGUCAUUGAGAGCUCCAUCACUUGGUGUCAGUACAGCAUACACAGUCUACUACCUGAAUGGAUCAAGUACAGCACAGGUUGGACAGUUCUAUUUACCAGCAUGCCGUGCUGAAGGACUGGCUACUGGUGGUAAUGGUCAAUAUAUACGACUGACUAAUACUAAUACCAGUACAACUGUAGCUGAACGGGGAGCAUUCGAUCUUACACCUGCCGCCAUUGCAACACUACUCUGGAACACCUCGUCACAUGACACUCUGGACCCAACCUACACUGGACUGUACAGGUGUACUUCAGAUGUAGGAGAUGCACCACGGACAUAUCAACUCAAUGUUGAACGGGUUUGCUCCUGA